UAACACUUCCCCACCACGGUCUUGUCCAUCAGCACCGUCACUAUGAGCGCGCCAGCAUACUAUGAGCUCUACCGUGGGAGCAGCAUCGGUUUGUCCCUCACCGAUACGCUCGACGACCUGAUCAACGAAGGCCGGAUCGAACCCCAGCUCGCGAUGAAGAUCCUGUCGACGUUCGAUCGUGUUAUCACCGAGGUGCUGGCGGACAAGGUGCAGGUUAAGCUGUCUUUCAAGGGACACCUGGACACCUACCGAUUCUGCGACGAAGUCUGGACAUUCCUUAUCAAGGAUGUCAACUUCAAACUGGACAACCAGAGCACCGUCUUUGCGGAUAAGGUGAAGAUCGUCAGCUGCAAUAGCAAGAGGCCUGGAGAGGUUUAAACUACAGAUACCGUGGCGUUUUCGGUCGUUUCUUUUUCUUAUUAUUUGGUAUUUCUUUUUUUUUUGGUUGAGGCUAUGGGUCGCUUGGGA
Messenger RNA from Aspergillus ruber CBS 135680, 468 nucleotides. RefSeq names its product transcription initiation factor IIA subunit gamma. The transcript is spliced from 3 exons. Gene Ontology annotation, biological process: transcription initiation at RNA polymerase II promoter; RNA polymerase II preinitiation complex assembly. Gene Ontology annotation, cellular component: transcription factor TFIIA complex. Gene Ontology annotation, molecular function: TBP-class protein binding; RNA polymerase II general transcription initiation factor activity. The coding region runs from base 43 to 378 and encodes 111 amino acids. NCBI's taxonomy places the organism in Eukaryota, Fungi, Ascomycota, Eurotiomycetes, Eurotiales, Aspergillaceae. The record is from RefSeq and is a predicted model, not a curated record.